CACUCGGUCUCACUUUGUGGCCGUCCCCAUCGCCUGGAACUCCCUUCGCCUUGCUCUGUCUCCUUUCUGCUUCCCACUCUAGGACCGUCUGCGGCCGCGCUCGGACCCCUGCGUUUUAGUCGUCGCCCCCUUGUUGCUGCCACCAUGACGCCUGCCCCGCCGUUUUUCCUGCUGCUACUGUGCCUCAUAGGAGCUCACGCCGCCGUUGACCUUCGCACGGCCGCUGCCAUGGCGGCAGGUUUGUGCAAAACCCGACCCACAGACCUCGUCUUCAUUAUCGAUAGCAGUCGGAGUGUUCGCCCUUCUGAGUUUGAGCAAGUUAAAGUCUUCCUGGCAAAGGUCAUCGAGGGGCUGGAUGUUGGACCCAACGCCACCCGUGUGGGAGUCGUUAACUAUGCCAGCCGUGUCAAGAACGAGGUGUCUCUGAAGACUCAUCGCACCAAAGCCGGGCUGGUGAAGGCUGUGACCAAAAUCGAGCCCCUGUCCACUGGAACGAUGACCGGUCUGGCCAUCCAGUUCGCCUUGAAUGUGGCUUUCAGUGAAGGCGAGGGCGCUCGUGUCAAGUCCCCCGACAUCAGCAAGGUUGCCAUUAUUGUGACAGACGGGCGUCCCCAGGACAAUGUGAAGGAAGUGGCUCAGCGUGCACGAGACGCCGGCAUCGAAAUCUUUGCCAUCGGUGUGGGUCGCGUGGACAUGAGCACUCUGAAGCAGAUGGCCAGCGAUCCUCUGGAUGACCAUGUGGACUACGUGGAGAGCUACAGCGUCAUUGAAAAGCUCACCAAGAAGUUCCAGGAGGCUUUCUGUGUGUCGGACCUGUGUGCCACUGGGGAUCAUGACUGCGAGCAGGUAUGCAUCAGCAGUCCAGGAUCAUACAAGUGUGCCUGCAAAGAUGGCUUUACCCUCAUGGACGAUGGUCGCAGCUGCAGUGCUUGCAGCAACUCCGCAACGGAUGUGGUGUUCCUGAUCGAUGGCUCCAAGAGUGUUCGCCCUGAGAACUUUGAGUUGGUCAAGAAGUGGAUCAACCAGAUCAUCGACAAACUGGAUGUCUCUGACAGCAAGGCUCAUGUUGGACUGGUGCAGUACUCCAGCUCAGUCAGACAGGAGUUUCCCCUGGGCCGCUACAACAACAAGAAAGACCUGAAAGAUGCCGUGAAGAAGAUGGCCUACAUGGAGAGAGGAACCAUGACAGGCCAGGCUCUUCGUUAUCUGUCAGACAACAGCUUCAGCGCUGGUCAGGGUGCCCGGCCCGGAGUCACAAAGGUUGGCAUCGUCUUCACUGAUGGACGCAGCCAGGACUACAUCGGAGAUGCUGCCAAGAAGGCCAAAGAAAACGGCUUUAAGAUGUAUGCUGUUGGAGUGGGCAAUGCAGUUGAGGAUGAGCUGAAAGAGAUCGCCUCUGAGCCGACUGGAGAGCACUACUUCUACACCGCCGACUUCAAGACUAUGACCCAGAUUGCCAAGAAGCUUCAGAUUAACAUCUGUCAAGAGGAGGACCCUUGUGAAUGCGACUCCCUUGUAAAGUUCCAAAAGAAAGUAGAAGAUGCCCUACAGGCGCUAACAAAAAAAUUAGAGAGUAUGUCGAAGAGGAUCGCCUUGCUGGAGAACAAAAUCGUCUGAGGACUCACAUCACACUGUCCUCUACAUCUGCAUACCCACCCACCUACACACAAAAACACACACAAAAAAAUGUUUUACUUCCUGUAAAAUACUGAAGAGGGACCCGUGUGUGUGUGAACCCGGACCUCUGCUUGUAUCCUGAGCUCUCCCAAACCUCCACCUCACCUCUUGUCUCCUCCUCUCUUGGUCUCACCUCUUCUAACCCUGGGUCUCCUGGAAAACGAAGCACCGGUUGCCAUGGGGACCAUGCCUUUGUUUGUGUGUGUGCGCUCCAAAGGUCAUCCUCCAAAGCCAGCCUGUGUGUUUGUUAAUAAAGGUCUUCCCUCAUAGGGAAACGGUGACGGUA
This is a messenger RNA of Amphiprion ocellaris (clown anemonefish), 1963 nucleotides long. It is a transcript of the gene matn1, whose product is annotated as matrilin 1. NCBI's taxonomy places the organism in Eukaryota, Metazoa, Chordata, Actinopteri, Pomacentridae. The record is from RefSeq and is a predicted model, not a curated record. The transcript is spliced from 10 exons. The coding region runs from base 145 to 1617 and encodes 490 amino acids. Gene Ontology annotation, molecular function: calcium ion binding.